AUGUUUGAUAUAGUCGGCAUUCUCUCCCUCUUGCUGAAGCUGGCCCUAGCGGCAUUCCUGGUCCUGAAAGUGUACCUUCUGUGUACGACGGCCCAAUGCACAUCAAAGAAGCGCAUGGAUGGGAAAGUCGUGAUUAUAACUGGAUCGAAUUCCGGUAUCGGCAAGCAGACCGCCAAAGACCUCGUACGUCGAGGAGCUCGAGUGAUCAUGGGCUGCCGGGAUUUAGUGAAGGCCGCCGAAGCGGCCACAGAAAUCCUCGACGAGGUUCCCGGCGGUCAAAUCGUCAUGAAAAAAAUCGAUAACUGCGAUUUUGAAUCGGUUCGCGCCUUCGCAAGAGAGAUUCUCAAGGAGGAAGAAAAGAUCGACGUCUUAAUCAAUAAUGCCGGGACCACCGGGGACUCGAAAUUCAUUCUCACAAGCGAUGGUUUCGAGCAAACAUACCAAACGAAUUAUCUCGCUCCUUUCUUGCUCACGGAGUUACUCGUGCCCAUAUUGAAGAAAUCCGCCCCAUCUCGGGUGAUAAACGUCGGUUCCUUAGCCUAUAUGUUCGUCCGAACGGACACAGAUACGUUGGCAAGGGAUUUUAGGUCUCCGGGCAAAGCUCCGCGCCUCCGAUAUUGCGAAACUAAACAGCUGCUCCUUAAAUGGACUAGAGCACUUCAUGAGGAGUUGAAGGGUUCUGGUGUGACCGUCAAUGUCGUCCACCCCGGUGUGGUUCUCACACCCUUGACUUUCAAAUGCUUCAGUUGGUACAAUUUCUGGUCCAGCCUCUGGCUAGUGACUUGUGGACGGAGUCCAAAGUCUGGAGCUCAGACGUUGAUACACCUGAGUGUGGAGUCGAUCGCGCCAGAAGACAACGGACACUACUGGGCGGAAUGUCGGCGGAAGGCCACAUCGAGGGGGAACGAUCCACAUGACAACGCCAGGGCAGUCGAUAUAACGAGAAGAGAGCUCAAAAUAAAGAGGAGCUAG
Galendromus occidentalis (western predatory mite) is the source of this 972-nucleotide messenger RNA. RefSeq names its product retinol dehydrogenase 12-like. The transcript is spliced from 4 exons. NCBI's taxonomy places the organism in Eukaryota, Metazoa, Arthropoda, Arachnida, Mesostigmata, Phytoseiidae. The record is from RefSeq and is a predicted model, not a curated record. The coding region runs from base 1 to 972 and encodes 323 amino acids.